CGCGGCGAGGCAGGCGCGGGGCGUCCGGGACGGAGCGCGACCGGCCGGGCGCGGGGACCCCGCUUCGUGAGCGCCACCGCCCCCUGCGCUGGCGCACGUUCCUGGAGCCCGCGGGGCCGCAGACCCGGAGUUUCAGGGGGCGCUCUGCCAGGAUGAGAGCCGCCAGCGGGCGGGACGCGCCCCUCCAGGCCAUGCUGACCCUCUGCUGGCUCACCCUGGCCGUGUCUGCAGUGGCGGCCGAGUGCCCUGACCAGAGCCCCGAGCUGCAGGCCUGGAGCCCCGGCCAUGACCAGGACCACCACGUGCUCAUCGGCCAGGGCAGGAGACUGCUGCUCACGGCUUCUGCCACGGUCAACUCCAUCCACAUCUCGCAGGGAGGAAAGCUGGUCAUUAAAGACCAAGAUGCGGCCAUCGUCCUGCGCACCCGGCACAUCCUGAUCGACGAGGGGGGCGAGCUGCACGCGGGCAGCGCCCUCUGCCCCUAUCAGGGCAGCCUCAGCAUCGUUUUGUACGGGAGGGCUGAUGAAGGCAUUCAGCCAGACCCUUACUUCGGCCUCAAGUUCAUCGGGGUCGGCAGAGGAGGUGUCCUUGAGCUGCACGGACGGAAGAAGCUCUCCUGGACGUUUCUGAACAAGACCCUUCACCCGGGCGGCAUGGAGGAGGGGGGCUAUUUUUUCGAACGGAGCUGGGGUCACCGUGGAGUCAUCGUGCAUGUCAUCGACCCCAAAUCGGCGACGGUCAUCCACUCCGACCGGUUUGACACCUAUAGAUCCAAGAAGGCGAGCGAGCGAUUGGUCCAGUACUUGAACGCCGUGCCCACCGGCAGGAUCCUUUCGGUUGCGGUGAACGACGAGGGCUCUCGGAACCUGGAUGACGCGGCCAGGAAGGCCAUGACCAAGCUGGGCAGCAGACACUUCCUGCACCUCGGGUUCAGACACCCUUGGAGUUUUAUCACCGUGAAAGGAAACCCCCUCUCCUCCGUUGAAGACCAUAUCGAAUAUCACGGGCACCGAGGCUCCGCUGCCGCUCGCGUGUCCAAAGUGUUCCAGACAGAGCAUGGCGAGCUUUUCAACGUUUCUUCAUCCAGUGAGUGGGUUCAAGACGUGGAAUGGACAGGAUGGUUCGACCAUGACCAAGCGUCGCAGACCAAAGGUGGAGAGAAAAUUUCAGACCUCCGGGCGGCUCACCCGGGAAAAAUCUGCAAUCGCCCCAUCGAUAUACAGGCCACCACGGUGGACGGCGCUAACCUCACCACCGAGGUCGUCUACAAAAGGGGCCAGGACUACAGGUUCGUGUGCUACGACCGGGGCCAAGCCUGCCACACGUACCGCGUGCGGUUCCUCUGCGGGAAGCCAGUGAGGCCCAAACUCACCGUCACCAUUGACACCAACGUGAACAGCACCAUCCUGACCCUGGCAGACGACGUGCAGUCAUGGAGGCCUGGAGACAUGCUCGUGGUGGCCAGUACUGACUAUUCCAUGUACCAGGCCGAAGAGUUCCAGGUGCUUCCCUGCAAAGCCUGCGCCCCCAACCAGGUCAAGGUGGCAGGGAAGCCGCUGUACCUGCACAUGGGGGAGGAGACGGACGGUGUGGACAUGCGGGCGGAGGUCGGGCUCCUGAGCCGGAACAUCGUGGUGAUGGGGGAGGUGGAGGGCAGCUGCUACCCCUACGCCAGCCACAUCUGCAGCUUCUUUGACUUCGACACCUUCGGGGGCCACAUCAAGUUCGCGCUGGGCUUUAAGGCGGCACACCUGGCGGGCGUGGAGCUGAAGCACAUGGGGCAGCAGCUGGUGGGGCAGUACCCCAUUCACUUCCACCUGGCGGGCGACGUGGACGCGCAGGGAGGCUACGACCCGCCCACGUACGUGCGGGAGCUGUCCAUCCACCACACGUUCUCGCGCUGCGUCACCGUGCACGGCUCCAAUGGCCUGUUGGUUUGCAAACACCGCGGGGUGUGCAUCAGGGGCCGUGCAGCUGGCUCGGACCCCUGGGUCAAGGACGUGGUGGGCUACAACUCCUUGGGCCACUGCUUCUUCACGGAGGACGGGCCGGAGGAGCGCAACACCUUUGACCACUGUCUCGGCCUCCUGGUCAAGUCAGGAACCCUCCUCCCCUCCGACCGCGACAGCAAGAUGUGCAAGAUGAUCACGGAAGACUCGUACCCGGGCUACGUCCCCAAGCCCAGGCAGGACUGCAACGCGGUGUCCACCUUCUGGAUGGCCAACCCCAACAACAACCUCAUCAACUGCGCAGCUGCGGGCUCCGAGGAAACCGGAUUUUGGUUCAUUUUCCACCACGUGCCGACAGGCCCCUCGGUGGGGAUGUACUCCCCGGGCUACUCCGAGCACAUCCCACUGGGGAAGUUCCAUAAUAACCGAGCACAUUCCAACUACCGGGCUGGCAUGAUCAUAGACAACGGGGUCAAAACGACCGAGGCCUCUGCCAAGGACAAGCGGCCCUUCCUCUCCAUCAUCUCUGCCAGGUACAGCCCUCACCAGGACGCCGACCCGCUCAAGCCCCGGGAGCCCGCCGUCAUCAAACACUUCACCGCGUACAAGAACCAGGACCACGGGGCCUGGCUGCGCGGCGGGGACGUGUGGCUGGACAGCUGCCGGUUUGCUGACAACGGCAUCGGCCUGACCCUGGCCAGCGGCGGGACCUUCCCCUACGACGACGGCUCCAAGCAGGAGAUAAAGAACAGCCUGUUUGUCGGCGAGAGCGGCAACGUGGGGACAGAGAUGAUGGACAACAGGAUCUGGGGCCCCGGUGGCCUGGACCACAGCGGGAGGACCCUCCCUAUUGGCCAGGAUUUUCCAAUCCGAGGAAUUCAGUUCUACGAUGGCCCCGUCAACAUCCAGAACUGCACUUUCCGCAAGUUUGCCGCCCUGGAGGGCCGGCACACCAGCGCCCUGGCCUUCCGGCUCAACAACGCUUGGCAGAGCUGCCCCCAUAACAACGUGACCGGCAUCGCCUUUGAGGACGUCCCGAUCACUUCCAGAGUGUUCUUCGGAGAGCCCGGGCCCUGGUUCAACCAGCUGGACAUGGAUGGGGAUAAGACGUCUGUGUUCCAUGAUGUCGACGGCUCCGUGUCCGAGUACCCAGGGUCUUACCUCACCAAGGACGACAACUGGCUGGUCCGGCACCCGGACUGCAUCAGCGUCCCGGACUGGAGAGGCGCCAUCUGCAGCGGACGCUACGCACAGAUGUACAUCCAGGCCUACAAGACCAGCAACCUGCGGAUGAAGAUCAUCAAGAACGACUUUCCCAGCCGCCCCCUCCACCUGGCGGGGGCCCUGGCCCGGAGCUCCCACUACCAGCAGUACCAGCCGGUCGUCACGCUGCAGAAGGGCUACACGGUGCACUGGGACCAGACGGCCCCCGCCGAGCUCGCCAUCUGGCUCAUCAACUUCAACAAGGGCGACUGGAUCCGAGUGGGGCUCUGCUACCCCCGCGGCACCACCUUCUCCAUCCUGUCCGAUGUGCACGACCGCCGGCGGAAGCAGACGUCCAAGACGGGCACCUUCGUGCAGACCCUCCAGAUGGACAAGGUGGAGCAGAGCUUUCCCGGCAGGAGCCAUUACUACUGGGACGAGGCCUCAGGGCUGCUGUUCCUGAAGCUGAGAGCCCAGAACGAGAGGGAGAGGUUUGCCUUCUGCUCCGUGAAAGGCUGCGAGAGAAUCAGGAUCAAGGCUCUGAUCCCUGAGGACGCGGGCAUCAGCGACUGCACAGCCACCGCCUACCCCAGGUUCACCGAGAGGGCCGUGGUGGAUGUGCCGAUGCCCAGGAAGCUGUGCGGUGCCCAGCUGAAGACAAAGGACCACUUCCUGGAGGUGAAGAUGGAGAGCUCCAGGCAGCGUUUCUUCCACCUCCUGAGCGACGUGGCUUACAUAGAAGUGGACGGGACGAGGUACCCCAGCUCUGAAGACGGCAUCCAGGUGGUGGCGAUCAACGCCAGCCAAGGCCACAUGCUGAGCCACGCGAGCUUCCGCAGCGCCAUCCUGCAGGGUGUCCCGUGGCAGCUGUCCAACCAUGUGGAGGCCCUUCCGGACAACUCCAUCGUGCUCAUGGUGUCAAAGGGGAGAUAUGCUUCCAGGGGCCCGUGGACCAGAGUGCUGGAGAAGCUCGGGGCAGAUAAGGGCCUCAGGUUGAAAGAAAAAAUGGCAUUCGUUGGCUUCAAAGGGAGUUUCCGGCCCACCUGGGUGACCCUGGACACGGAGGACCAGAAUGCCAAAAUCUUCCAGGUCGUGCCCAUCCCCGUGGUGAGGAAGAAGCGGCUGUGAGGACGGCAGCCGCCCGGCGCUGCUCCACAGAGGACUAGGGCUGUGGACUGGUGGCCGCAGACAGGGGGUGGGAGGGGACAGCUGCUCCCCCAGCCGCUGGGGAGGGUGGGGCCUCGGCCCUGACAGCGGGGGUGUCACAGACCCUGGUGCGGCCCCCACCCCCACUCGGCGUGUCCCUGCAGCCCUGGGGGCACAGCCGGCCUGCUGGAAGCUUCUCUUUCCUGCAGCCUCCUGGGUGCUUCUCCCCUAUCAGUGCCUCUUGGGGGGGGGGUUGUGGGGGCCACGCGAGGAGACCGGAGCCAAGCCAGCAGCAGCCCCGACCCAGCCACUCUCAGAUCGUAGGCUGGCAGAUACGGGACAAAAGAGACGCGGCCUUACGGACAGCUUCGUUCCCGCAAGCAGACACCAGCGUCAUGGGGUCAGGAGCCCACGGGCGGGAGACAGGGACGCGCGAGCCCUGCCGCUGGAGCUGUUCAGCCGUUCAGGGGGCCUUGGGUCCCGGGAUGGGGGGCGGACUCCGUGACUUCUAAGAGAGGCCCUUCGCGUUCUGCGACCAUGUGCACGCGCACCAAAGCCAGCGGUUGAUCCGAGGGUGGCUGGGGCGCUGGGCCCCUGGGGCAUGGGGUGGAGCAGCCGGAAGUCUGGCCUGGAGUAGGGGGCUCACCGCGGCAGGACGAAGUGCGGGGUGGGGGGUGGGGGGUCGGGUCAGGUAUACGUGCCCUCCGACACCCAGGGGAGAACACAAAGAGGGGUCAGAAGACCAGGCCAGGAUCCCGCAUGCUUGGGGGGCGGUCAGGAACAGGCGGAGGAACAGGGAACAGGGCCCCCAGGGAACAGGGCCCCCAGGGAACAGGGCCCCCAGGGAACAGGGCAGGCACCGAGCUGGGCGGAGUCAGGCCAGCAGCUGGGAGGUGCCUGCCCACCCCUGCCGAGGCUGCUGACAGCAGCUUGCUGGCCUGCAGGGGAGAGGAGGGGAGGGCCAGGCUGCUCAGCAGGGGGUGCACCUCAGGCCCCAGCCAGCCCCCCACUGGCCCCAGGGCAGGUGGAGCCAAGUCAAGGAAAGUGAGCUCCUAUUUGAGGAGCUCAUUUGUCCUUCAUCCUGAGAGCCGGGAGUGUGGUCACCUCAGGAGCCCGAGGUUCAGAGUCGGAGAGGACCUCAGGGUACACCUAGUCCAAGACCCUCCUUUCACAGGGAGGCGUGUGAGACCCUGAGACGGGGAGGGGGGCUGGGCCGAGCCCCCCCCCCCCCAGCACCUGCUGCCACACCACACUGCCUCAACCGGCCUCAGGGGUCCGGGCGCUCCUGACGGGGUCCCCGAACAGGGUCAAGUCUCCUGAAAAAAACCAUCAGAAUAGAGAGAACUGGCCGAUGGCUGUCUCCCUCUGGCCCGCCGUGCACACGGGGCCCCUACCUGCCCCCACGCUGGCCCCCCCGCUGGUGCUACCCGAGUGCAGGCCCGCAGGCGGACGCAGGGCGGGAUGCAGGGCUUUGGCUGCGCCAGCAGGGAGCUCAGAGGGUUCCGGAAGGAGGGACCUCCAUGUGUGGCUCAUGCUCUCCCGGGGGGCCCUAGGUCACCCUGGGGGCACACGGAGCUGCGUCUCUCCCUUUCCUGCACCGACCACAAACGCUUCCAGCUCCUCCUUCAAAGACGGCCUUGGUUUCCCUCUGCCCGCGAGGGACCCGAGCGGGGCCCCCUCCCCAGGCGGAGCCGGCCGCCGGGCGGCUUCCCAGCACAGGGUCCGCCAGCUGCUGGGAGGUGACGGUGGGACGCUGCAGGGGCCCUGCCCCUCUUCCACGCAGACCCUGGGCGACGGGAGGGAGGGCGGUCGGGAUGACCGCGUUUCCUUGUCUGCAGUUCUGCUGAGUUUUUCAGACUCUUGUCCGCGCAAGGGCCUCAGCUGGGAACCGCCUCGGGCAGCCGGGGCGCUGAGCGUCUCGGACCGGUUAGCUUCAGAAAGUAUCUACUUGAAAACGCUCAGGCUUGGACACGAGAUCGGCAGCUCAGGCGCUCUGUGUCCAGCGUCACUCCCGCGCCCGGCGGCGAUGGCCAGGGGCCCGGCCGGCUCGUGGCCGCACACGGCUGUCUUACUGCCCGGAAGGUCGCUCCCACGGUUCUGUCUGUCUGUCGGCGUGGAAAGGAGUUAGGCCCUUCGGGGUGAGCCACACUCCUCUGAAUGCUGGUCUCUUCCUGUUGCCGAAAUAGCUGGUCCUUUUUCGGGAACUGGAUGUUUUGUGCGUGAACACUCCAUGAACAAAGAUGUAUUUUCUAUUUAUUUACUAUUUGUGCACUUGGAAAGUCAAUGUCAAAGAAACAAGCAAUCGUCCUAAAUGUCACGUUUGAGGAUAUCCUUUGGACCCGGAACCUUCUGCUGGCGGCAGAGGACACUGGCCGUGGUUUGGAGAAUCUUGCUGCACCAGAGUAAACAUACAAAGGACCUCGCCCCCCCCCCCCCCACUUCUCAUUCUCCAUUAACGGGGGCCGCAUUUUAAGCCAGAUAUAUGAGCAAAACGGGACGGACGGAGCCACCGUGAGUCUGCGCCUCUCACUUCCCAGGACUCCCAGGUUCAGGCCCUACCUUGCCCUGCACUAAGGCGGUGCCCGUGAGAGCCGCUGCGGCCGGUCCUGUGAGUGAAGAGGUCAUCGUUCAUGGGACCGCCAUGGCCAGGUCGCGCCCCGGCCUCCACGCUCCCGCACCGUCAGUAAGCCGUCAGCCCCGUCCCCAGGGGAGACCCAGGAGGGGCCGGGGGGUCUUGGCUGGAAACACGACUGUCUCUUCCUUCUGGAGGCCAAGCAUGGUGUCUGAGGACAGCGUGGAGGUGGGGGCGGAGGGCGAGGUCCACCCCAGGCCGGGAGACGAGAGUGGUGGAGGCGGGCGCAGAGGUCCCCUCAGCCGUGCCGGGCGGGGCCCACGGGCCCUGGCAUCUGGGGAGGAGGCGGCCAGCAGAGCCCAGAACAGGGCCACCCGGGAGGGCUCUAGAACUGCGCGGCCCAGUAGGCAGCCACUAGCCACACGUGGCUGUACCUCAAUUUAAAUGAAUUAAAGUGAAAUACAGUGAAAAGUUCAGUUCCUAGGUUGUAGCGGCCACACUCCGUGCUCCUCACCCACGUGGCUGCUGGGUCCCAUCCAGGCCUAACAUGCACUCCAUCGGGGUGCCUGGUGGCUCAGGCCAUGAUCUCACGGUUCGUGGGUUCGAGCCCCGCACUGAACUCCGCGAUGACAGUGCAGAGCCUGCUUGGGAUCCUCUCCCUCCCCCUCUGCCCCUCCCCAUUUGUUCUGUCUCUUAAAAUAAGACUUACAAAAUAAAACGUUUCCGUCAUCACA
Hyaena hyaena (striped hyena) is the source of this 7604-nucleotide messenger RNA. RefSeq names its product cell migration inducing hyaluronidase 1 (gene CEMIP). Bases 153 to 4280 code for a protein of 1375 amino acids. The transcript is spliced from 30 exons. NCBI's taxonomy places the organism in Eukaryota, Metazoa, Chordata, Mammalia, Carnivora, Hyaenidae. The record is from RefSeq and is a predicted model, not a curated record.